Messenger RNA from Octodon degus (degu), 1835 nucleotides. RefSeq names its product intraflagellar transport 81 (gene Ift81). The annotation marks the transcript as partial. The record is from RefSeq and is a predicted model, not a curated record. Gene Ontology annotation, biological process: intraciliary transport; cilium assembly. The transcript has 17 exons. Gene Ontology annotation, molecular function: tubulin binding. Gene Ontology annotation, cellular component: centrosome; intraciliary transport particle B; cilium. Lineage: Eukaryota; Metazoa; Chordata; Mammalia; Rodentia; Octodontidae.
AACCGAGGAGCUCGUCCUUAGGAACGAGCUAGAGCGCGGUUGCCUCCUGGGUGGGGGUGGGGAAGUGAUUUCUCGGGGAGAAUUUGAGUUUUAAGUCAUAAAACCUAAUUAUGAGUGACCAAAUCAAAUUCAUUGUGGACAAUCUCAAUAAGGAGCCUUUUAAGAAGAACUAUAAUUUAAUCACUUUUGAUUCCCUGGAACCGAUGCAAUUAUUACAAGUUCUUAAUGAUGUUCUGGCUGAGAUUGACCCAAAGCAAGUUGUUGAUAUCAGAGAGGAGAUGCCAGAACAGACAGCCAAACGGAUGCUGAGCCUUCUUGGGAUCCUUAAAUACAAACCUCCAGGAAACGCCGCAGACAUGAGCCCCUUCCGCCAGGGCUUGGUGAUUGGAAGCAAACCUGUAGUUUACCCAGUACUCCACUGGCUUCUUCAGAGGACUAAUGAGCUGAAGAAACGAGCAUAUUUAGCCCGUUUUUUAAUAAAACUUGAGGUACCAAGUGAGUUUCUUCAGGAUGAAAUUGUGACUGACACCAACAAACAGUAUGAAGAAUUGAUGGAAGUCUUUAAAACUUUGCAUAAAGAAUGUGAACAACUCAAGACAUCUGGAUUUUCUACAGCAGAAAUAAGAAGGGAUAUCAGUGCAAUGGAAGAAGAAAAGGAUCAGCUCAUUAAGAGAGUUGAACGUUUGAAAAAAAGGGUGGAGACAGUUCCGAAUCACCAGCAGAUGCUUAAAAUAGCAAGGCAACUUCGAGUUGAAAAAGAGAGAGAAGAAUCUCUUGCACAACACAAACAGGAGCAAAAGAAUCAGAAUAAUAUGGGUUUAAUGAAGAGACUAGAGGAAGAGAUAAAAUUUAAUUCAUAUAUAGUAACUGAAAAACUCCCUAAGGAAUUAGAGAACAAGAAAAAGGAAUUGCAUUUUUUACAAAAAGUGGUUUCAGAGCCAGCGAUGGGCCAUGCUGAUCUUCUUGAACUUGAGUCUAAGAUAAAUGAGGUAAACACACAGAUCAAUCAACUGAUUGAAAAGAAGAUGAUGAGAACAGAGCCAGCUGAAGGCAAGCUGUCACUCUACAGGCAACAGGCAUCCAUCAUUUCUCAUAAAAAAGAAGCCAAAGCAGAGGAACUUCAGGAGACUAAGGAAAAGUUAGCCAAUCUAGAGAGAGAAGUAUCAGCAAAGAGAAAUCAAAUCCGUGAAUUUGAUGGCACUGAAGUUUUAAAAGGAGAUGAGUUCAAACGAUACGUCAGUAAACUACGAAGCAAGAGUACAGUUUUCAAAAAGAAACAUCAGAUAAUAGCAGAAUUUAAGGCUGAAUUUGGUCUUUUGCAGAGAACAGAAGAACUUCUUAAGCAACGUCAUGAAAAUAUUCAACGUCAGCUGCAAGCCAUGGAGGAGAAAAGGGGUGUAUCUGGAUAUAGUUACACGCAAGAAGAGCUGGAAAGGGUGUCAGCGCUGAAGAGUGAGGUCGACGAGCUGAAGGGACGAACGCUGGAUGACAUGUCUGACAUGGUAAAAAAACUGAAUUCCCUGGUAUCUGAAAAGAAGUCAGCUCUAGCCCCAGUUAUAAAAGAACUACGACAGUUGCGUCAGAAAUGUCAAGAACUAACCCAGGAAUGUGACGAAAAGAAAUCCCAGUACGAUAGCUGUGCAGCAGGCCUUGAAAGCAGUCGGUCCAAAUUAGAACAGGAAGUUAGAGGACUGCGUGAGGAAUGUCUUCAAGAAGAAAGCAAAUACCAUUAUACAAAUUGUAUGAUUAAGAACCUAGAAGUUCAACUUCAUCGUGCUACUGAAGAGAUGAAGGCCUACCUCUCUUCUGAUCAACAGGAAAAAAGGAAGGCAAUC